Endocarpon pusillum Z07020 is the source of this 1440-nucleotide messenger RNA. RefSeq lists its product as uncharacterized. The transcript has 3 exons. The record is from RefSeq and is a predicted model, not a curated record. Bases 1 to 1440 code for a protein of 479 amino acids. NCBI's taxonomy places the organism in Eukaryota, Fungi, Ascomycota, Eurotiomycetes, Verrucariales, Verrucariaceae. Gene Ontology annotation, biological process: dephosphorylation. Gene Ontology annotation, molecular function: phosphatase activity.
AUGCUUCUCAAAUGUAUCACCUUGACGGCCCUUGCGGCCACUCCAACCCUUGCUCAAACUGUGCACAGCGUCCUGGUAUUCACCAGACAUGGCGACCGUACAGCUAAGUACUACCCGGGAUACCACAUGACCAACCUCGGCGCCAACCAGUUAUACUCGUCUGGUGGUUUCUAUCGCCAGCGUUACGUGGACGAGGGCGCGCCGUCCAGGGUUGCCGGCAUCUCUGCGGACGAGGUUAUCCCAAGCCAGAUUUGGGCAAGUGCUCCGGACCAAGCAAUCCUGUAUCAAACAGCGACCAACUUCCUCCAAGGGCUGUACCCUCCGCUAGGCGAGCUCAACUCAACUCUUGCGACCGAAGAAUUGGCCAACGGCACAUCCUCGCAAGCCCCGCUCAAUGGAUAUCAAUUCAUCUUGGUUCAUGGAGAAGGUGACACCGAUCCAGACACCAUCUGGCUGAAGGGAGAUGAGGCUUGCCCUGCAUACGACACAGCUUCCAAGUCGUACAGGCAGAGCGAGGAAUAUCAGAGAACGCUUUCGCAAUCGGCUGACUUCUAUUCCCGCUUCACACCUCUCCUAGCCAACAUCAUGGGAGCCGAAAAUGUCAGCUACUCGCAUGGGUUUGACGUGUUUGAUCUUCUCAACGUCGCCGCAAUUCACAACGCAUCCAUAGCUUCAGGGAUCGAGCCCGAAGACCUCGACCAACUUCGCUACCUGGCAAACGAACGGGAAUGGAACCACAACUACAACGCCACUCAGCCCGAUCGCUCCAUUGGUGGUAUGGCCUUGGCCGGUGGCUUUCUGCGCCAGCUCAGAAGCGUUGUCGACAGUCAGGCCAAGACCAAAUUCAGCCUGAUGGCCGGCUCCUACGACACAUUUCUGGCCUUCUUCGGCUUGACCAACCUUACAGCCGCGAGUUCAGACUUCCAAGGACUUCCCAACUACGCCGCCAGCAUGGCGCUGGAGCUUUAUACCGAUGAUAGCAAUGCGCAAUUUCCGGCCACCCCCGAACAGGAUCUGAUGGUCCGAUUCUUGUUCCGCAACGGCACCGACGAAGGUGACGGCCUGGACGCGUAUCCCCUCUUCGGUGGAUCCGAGGAGUCAAUGCCGUAUGGCAGAUUCGUCGAAGCGCUCGGCAGCCGAUCGAUCCACACUCUGGCUGACUGGUGCACAACCUGUCAAUCGGAGCAAGCGUUCUGCGCUACUGCCACUCGGAGUGAUGCGGCAGCAGGCUCAGCCUCCAACGAACCAGGCUCCUCCGGCUUGUCCGACGGCGCAGCUGGCGCCAUCGGUGCAGUCGUGGCCCUGGCUGUUGUUGCGAUCCUCGGCGGUGCCGCCUUUCUGAUAUUGCGUCGCAAGACUCACAGGUCUGAUGCUGCACUGACUCGACGCCCGGCACUCGAGAAGCGGCUGAGCGACAGCGAAAGAAGCGACUCCGUCUAG